Messenger RNA from Lymnaea stagnalis (great pond snail), 8863 nucleotides. Lineage: Eukaryota; Metazoa; Mollusca; Gastropoda; Lymnaeidae. The record is from the annotation of a GenBank genome assembly.
AUUGCUUCCUGGGAAUGAAAAAUGGCGACGUUGACACCCCUUAUCGCCGGUUAAGUAAGUAAUUUUAUUUAAUUUCUUUUGUUCUUUGAGGUUUUCUGGAAUACAUACGCUCGAAUGUGUUGCUCUCUUUGAGACUUAAUUCAUCCCUCCAUGAUGAUUCAUAUUGAUUAGGAAAUAUCUUAGUGUGAUUUUUAAAAAUUCGGCCUAAAACUACUUAAACAGCAAAUUAAAUAAUAAAGUAACAGUAAAAAUACUAAAAUUAAAUUUUUAGUUACUUAAGAGUCAACUUCUCCACUAUGACUACAGGUAUAUUCAUACUUUUUGAACUUUCUAGACUCUUUUAUUUAAUUACUUAUAUCGAUUUGUCUCCUAGUGGGCCUACUAGCCUAUACUAUAAUUAUAAUAAACUAUUUACCAAAACCUGUGACUAUGAUAGUGAUAGUAUUAGUAUGAAUACUAAAUACUAUGAUUAUGAAUAUAAUGAAAGCAAUGAAUCAAAUGAAAAUGAGAACUGGUGGGAUUAGGACUCAAGUAGCCUAAGUCUAAGUAGGAGGCAUUAUAAUUAAUAAUAUUAUAAUGAUGUCAAUUUUUAAGUGCAAGUCCAGGCCUAGGUAGUCUACCUCACCUUCCAUAAUCUCAUAUUUGCCGUACCAUUGACAAGUGCAUAUAAUAAAUGCUUUAUUAAAUUAAAACUGUAAAAAUCUUCCUAUAACUAAUAAGUAUAUAUCAUAUACCAGCCUUAACAAGUCUGAAAAUGGUGGCAUAAGGCAAGGCAAAGUAUUAACUGAUGGUGUAACCUCAGCCCCCACCCCCUUUUUUUUCCCACAAGCUCAAAUUAAUUUUUGUACAAGGAACAAGGUAAGUUGUAAAGAAAAGGUUUUAUAAUGAAAUGCCUCCCUCCAGUGUUUCUUUUCUCAUUCAUUGAUUUGCAAACGUAUCUAUAGCACUACAAAAAGUUUUUUUCUGCCCACUACCACCAGAUUGGAAAAAACUCUUCAGUUGACCAAAAAUGCUGCCCUCUCCACAUCCCCCUUCCUUCAAAAGUGUGGGGGGUUUUUCUAGGCAGUGGCAGUGUGGAUCAUCUUGUAGUAGGCCAAUAAGGGGUUUAGGUGGUCCAUGGUUUGUCAGAUUUAAUUUGAUAGGAGAUACUUAUACUGGUUAGCUGACAACUAAGUUGACUUUGCUUUCAUUCAAUAAUUGAUAGACAUUGUUAAUGAUUAUAAUUAUAUUUUAUUGGACAGACUUGAUUUGCUUUAUUAGUAAUGUGUUUGUUCUUAUGUUCACUUCCCUAUGCCUAUUGACAUAUAUUUCAUUAUUUGCCCUCUAAUGGUCUCUUUGUAACUCACCAUUUAUUGACCGAAAAAUGGUAGCAAAGAUGUAACAAAAAUUUGCAUUAACUUUUUUUAAAAACUCCCCAAAAAUCUAGACUUCAGACAUCAUUAAUGGAUGCACGAUAAUAACUAUGAAACAUACAAAAAUGCUAUUCCAAUUGCAUUGAAUUUAAUGCACAAAAAUAUUAGAUUGUCAUUGGGAGGGCAUAUUUGUAUUAAUGAUUGACAAUCAUAUUGAUCAUAUUGUGUCAUUAGACAUUGUUGUUUGUUUUGAUAGACUCAAAACAGCCAUCAUCAUAAUUACUUAUGAUUAUGCCAUGCCUAGACAAUCUAAAUUAGGCCCAUUUGGUGUCUUUCUGAAUUCUAAUUUCUGUAAAAUGUCCCAAAACAUGUCUGUAUUUACUGUGAUAUAUUGGUUGUAUCAUUGGGUUGGGCUAUUCUUCUAUUUUAAAAACGUCAACAUGCUGAUAGCAAAUACCUAGGUCUAAUGAAUAACCAAUCAAUUAAUUUCAAAUGCUUCUUUUUUUAAUAUGUUACAAAUAAUUAUCAGAGUACACUUGUUCAUUCUUCCCACAAUGUUUAUUAAAAGAUGCCUCUGAAGAGGAGCUAGCAAGCUUGUAAUUAAUAAAAAGGGCUCAAGCAAUACAAUCACUAAUCUGGUUAAUGAUUGAAGCUAGAUUAAAAUAUUACUAAUGAUUGAAGCUAGCUUACAAUAUUACUGUAAGACUCCUAAAACGCUAAAUUUUAUCCUAACUUCAAUUUACUUUAACAGUAUGAUAGUUGGUAUGAAAAUAAGUAAUUCAGUGGAUAUGUAUACUUGGAGUUCUUUGGUUUUGCUGCAGUGAAAAUUAAAAUAGCAACAAUAUCUACGUUGAAUUGAUUUAAUGCUGGACAUGGCUUACACUUACGUUUAGUUGGCCUAAAUUAAAACAUUUUAAGCAAUCCAUUUAACAUUUACUUAGAGCCUUGUUGAUGACGGUUUCAUUUUCUAAGAGCUUUUGAAAAUCAUGUCUAUUAAUAACAAUUCAAAUUUUCAUUCUUCAGUUUCAUCUAGUAUCCAGGGUGACUUGAUUUGCUGACUUUAAAUCAUAAACCAUUCACAAUGAUUGGAGGGCUGUUUAUUUACAAUCACAAGGGAGAAGUACUGAUCUCCAGAGUAUUUCGUGAUGAUAUUGGGUGAGAAUGGUGUUCACUUAUUGUAUAAGACUUUUAAUUGCUGAAUUGUUUUCUCUCAGUUCACAUUAAGGUUUCAUUUUAAGCGACAUUUUUUUUAUGGUAAUUAUUUUACAUACAAAUAAUACCUUCUCGGCUUUUGUUGAUUGUACGUUGGGUACUAAUGUUUAUAAACAUCUGUUUGUACACAGGCGCAACGCUGUGGAUGCCUUCCGGGUCAAUGUUAUUCAUGCACGCCAGCAGGUGCGCUCCCCCGUAACCAACAUCGCCCGGACCAGUUUCUUCCACAUUAAGAGAUCUAACAUCUGGGUGGCGGCUGUAACCAAGCAGAAUGUCAAUGCUGCCAUGGUCUUUGAGUUUCUCCACAAGAUGUGUGAGGUCAUGGCCGCCUAUUUUGGGAAGAUUUCGGAGGAAAACAUCAAGAACAACUUUGUGCUCAUUUAUGAGAUUUUGGAUGGUGAGUGUGAGGCUGCUUGAGUCAAAUUUUUAAUUGUACUUUGAUAUUUAUUGACCUGCGUUGCUUACAUUUUGGACGCUGGUGAAAUUCUAAACUAAGAUGGAGAUAUUUAUUAAUAUAUCAUCUAAUAGCAUUUCAGCUUUUUAAGUUAUAGUUAUUGGAAGCUUUUUCUGUAAAAAAAAAAAAAAUGUAAUUAUUUUGCAGUUGUACAUCUAGACUAUACAUUUUUGAAUACUGAUUUUUAAAAGAUCCGUGCCUAAUAAUGUAAUUAAGGUAUUUAAUAUUUUAUUACUUGUCUGCUAUAACACUCUCAUUCAAUAUUUUCAGAGAUCUUGGACUUCGGCUAUCCUCAGAAUACUGAUGUCGGCAUCUUGAAAACAUUUAUUACUCAACAGGGUGUUAAGUCUCAGGUAUGCCUAAUGUUGUUUUUUUUAAAUAUAUGAUCUUGUCAUUUAAAAUCUUUUCUAAAUUCAGCAUGCCCAUCAAUAAGUAUUAUUAUUAUUUGAAUUAUGAAUUUUAAAAUAAUUUUAGUGUUUAUUCCUUAUGUUGUUUUAUUUUUAAAAUUAGACAAAAGAAGAGACUGCACAAAUCACAUCCCAGGUGACUGGACAAAUUGGGUGGAGAAGAGAGGGUAUUAAAUACAGGAGAAAUGAACUUUUCUUGGAUGUUUUGGAAUCUGUUAAUUUACUCAUGUCCCCUCAAGGUAUAUAUGAGAAGAAACAAACAGCUAGUGCAUUUACAUGCAGUAACAUUACAGAAAUAAAUAUCCAUUUCAGGUAUAAUAUUAAACAUAAAACAGUGAGAUUUUCUUACACAGCUACACUUAGUUUGUCUGAACAACUCUUUUUGAUAUCUUUUCCAUACAUGCAUUGCUAGCUGAUGUAGCCAAUUGUCAAUUUUUUUUAUAUAGGCCAGGUGCUUAGUGCUCAUGUGGCUGGCCGCAUUGUGAUGAAGAGUUACCUUAGUGGGAUGCCCGAGUGUAAAUUUGGCAUCAAUGAUAAAGUUCUCAUGGAGAGCAAAGGGAAGAGCAGUUUGGAUGACACGGCUCGUGGUGGCGUGUAAGUAUGCGCAGUUUGUGAAGCUCACUAUUAUUUGAGAAUUAUUUCUUUUCUCUGCAAAAUUUAGUUGUUUUUUUUCCUUUUGAAAUGUCAUUUUAUGAGCACCAAUGUUUCUUUUUUUGGGAGCAACAAUGUGAUUUUAUGCCUUUGUCUUUGCAUUAGCACCGCUGGCAAGACAUCUAUAGCUAUUGAUGACUGCCAGUUCCACCAAUGUGUCAAGCUAAGCAAGUUUGAAACGGAACAUAGCAUCAGCUUCAUUCCUCCUGAUGGCGAGUUUGAGCUUAUGAGGUGAGCAGACAUGAGUUUUUUGUUUUUUUUAAUGCGCCAAGUUCACUUGUUGCUCGAGCUGUUGGAUUCUGUGAAAAUAAUUUAGAGUACAGGGUAUAAAGGUGUAAGCCUUUUCAAAGGCCGAUGUGUGAAAAAGAUUUUUUUUAUUAUUUAAACUCUGGUGUGAGUUUAACAACAGCAUCUUUCUCUUUUGUGAAGUGUUUGAUGAUCUUAGUAAUUUUUUUUUUAAUUUCAUAGUGGCAUGAUUGUGGAGAAGAUGGCAAUGUACUUGGGAAUUACUGAUUACUGAUACAACAAUCUUGCUGUCAUAAAUUCUUUUUUUUUUUUAUUAUUAUAAAGAAUUUUUAAAAAACUAGCAUAUUAUCAAAAUGUAGAUUCAUGGAUUCUAAAACCUUUUUUAAAAAACAAAAAAAGCUCUCUGAAGGAAAUUGUGUCUGCUGUAUAAGGCUUUUAGCUGAAGCGUUCUCAUUUUAUUUGUCCUGUCUUUAUAUUUCAAGCCCCGCUGACUUUGCUCCACUAUUUCCUUGAUAUUUCUUAUAGCAGAAUUUCUCCAGUCUUUUAUGUUUUUUAUUUUCAAUUAUUUAAAACUUAAAACAGCACUUUCUAUGAGCGAUGUGUUCGUUUUUUUCUUCAAAUUUUAAUCUUUGCUCCUCUAAGGUAUCGAACAACUAAAGACAUCAGUUUGCCAUUCCGUGUGAUCCCUUUGGUUCGUGAAGUGGGACGUCAGAAGAUGGAGGUCAAAGUUGUUGUCAAGUCCAAUUUCAAACCUUCCCUGCUGGCCCAGAAAGUGGAGGUAUAUUUUUAAUUGAGAAAUAAUUACAAAUAAUAUUUUAAUAAUACAUUAAACUCAUUUUAAAAAAAUUGAAAAAUUUUGAGACAUUGUUAAUUUUAUUUGACAUAAUUUUUAAUUUUAUUUGACAUAAUUGAUUUGUUGUUAGGUUCGCAUUCCAACACCUCUUAAUACCAGUGGUGUCCAAGUCAUUUGUAUGAAGGGCAAGGCCAAAUACAAGGCUAGUGAAAAUGCCAUUGUGUGGAAGUAAGUGUAAUAUUUUUUACCCUUGACACCUUUGUUUCCAAUUAAACGGUGGGAUAUUUAGAAAUAAUAUGACACCGUACUUGUAACUUGUUCCUCAUUGGUAAGGUGAAAUAUGAAAUAAUAUCGGGGGUGGGGGUGUUGUCAGUGUGCACGCUGUUGCAACCAGCAGGAAUGAGUUAAAAUUGCAUUUAGUAUUACAAAUAUGGUGAUUAGUAUUACAAAUAAAUAUGCUUAACCACUUAAAGAAAGGGAUGGUUCCAAGCUAAAUUCACUAAUGGCUAAUAAAUUAAAUAUACUCAGUUCGGUUUAAGUAACUAUAUGCUUUUGGUUUAAGUAACUAUGCUUUCUCUGGAUAUAUUUGGAUAGAGACACUAAGCUAUAAAGUCUUAUUGUAAACCCUAAUUGUUUUUAUCCUAGAAUAAAACGUAUGGGUGGCAUGAAGGAAUGUCAGCUGAGUGCAGAGAUUGAGUUGUUGAAUACUAGUGACAAGGGAAAGAAAUGGACCAGGCCUCCAAUCUCAAUGAACUUUGAGGUAAAUAGACAUUACAAUUCUGUUAAAAUAGAUACGAAAUAUAUUGCAAAAGUAAAGUCAUCUUUUUUUUCAUCUUCUGCUUAGCUCAUAUCAAAUGUUUCUUGUCUUAGUGAAGUGUGACAAUAGUAACCAGGGAUAAAUGCUAUUCCUUGAACUAAUUACAUGGUUUUACAUAAACUAAAAUUCUAGUUUUUAUAAGAAAAUUAACUUAAUUGUUUGUGAGGAAAAAAGCUCGACAAUAUUUACAAAUAAGUGAUAACUACCUGCUAUCAAAUAUUUUCAUAUUAUUAUAAAGGAUCACCAUCAAGUGUUCCUAUUGCCUUAUCAUGAGAAGUGAUCAAUUUAAAUAUUCUUAUUACCUUCUCAUAAGAGGGGAAUACAUUAAAAAAAUAAAUUACUAAUUUUUACUCUAACCUUGAUGUAGUCCUGUGCAUAGCAUAAAAAAAUAUUUUCUUAUUUUAUCAUUUCUAGGAUAAAUUAUAUCUUCAAUGCAAAUGGAAAAAUGAAUUCUAUUGAAAUACUGGAGUUGUUUUUGUAUGUUACUUGUAGCUAUGUCUUCCAAGCAGUGUUGCAUAUAGCACUGGAUGAAACUCUCUUUAAAACCCUCACACAUGUUUUCUCACAGGUUCCAUUCGCUCCAUCAGGAUUUAAAGUUCGCUACCUGAAGGUUUUUGAGUCCAAGAUGAACUACAGUGACCAUGAUGUCAUUAAGUGGGUGCGCUAUAUUGGCCGCAGUGGGCUUUAUGAGACAAGAUGCUAAUAUAAUCUACUGGACUUAAUGAGGCAACAUGCUCAUAUAGGACUAAGAAAUUAGGUUCAAUAUAUAUAUUUAUUUAUCUGUCCAUUCCCAUUAUUUUUCUGCAAUGGUCUACUUAAGAAAAGUUAGGGCACUUUCCAAGUUUGGGUAAGGUUAAAAAACUUCAUAGUUAGAAGUGUUAGAAUGGUUGUAAUGUCACAACAAAGUGAGCUCAAAGCGAUAUAUAACCAAUGAGUGGUUAGUUUAGUUGAUCGUUGGCUGUGGUACUCUUAAAACAAGGUAACUGAUUUCAUGCUGUCUGCGUUGACUAAUGAGAUUCUAAAACUACAGAUUGUUCCCAUUUUGAAGGGCGGAAGAUUUUUUAAUUGAACUAUUCUCUGUGUGUCGUUACUUCAGUGUAUCCUAGGCUAGUUCUUGGUCUGUUUCCUAAGUGUUAUGCAGGAAAUUUAGAUGUUUGAUUGUAAAGAUGUGUAGUUUAACAGAAUUUGAACAACUUGAGACUGAGACACUGUGUGUUGUGUCUGUAGGUGCCCUGUGGUUAUGAUUUGAGAAUUAGAUUCACUGUGUAGCUCAGAAUUGUUGUAGUAAGGGCAACUGUCUUGACCUGCGCUGUGCCCAGAUGAAUGGAUGUUUUACCUGACCUGUUUUAUUUGGGGACCCAAUCAUAUCUUGUUUUUAUUUCACUUUGUCAGUGUGUGUGUCUGUAGACACGAGUCGCUUCAUAGCAUCAGGUGUGAAGCAUUCUUUUAAUGAUGGCGAGUAUUGGAUCAUUCUAUUUUGAUGAUGUCAUUAAAAAUAUAUUUAAUGGUUUCCACUCACCUUUAUAUUUGGACAUUGUUUACAGUCAUUUAGAAUGUUAGAAGCCAUUUUCUAUUUCCCAUGAGCAUUAUUUCAGCUUGACUUCAGUCCUCUCUACAUCAAUUAACGUAAAGUUAAUUUGCUUACUUCCCUUUUAUUUAACUCCCUUAUUAAAAAAAAAGAAAUUAGAAUUUAUUUAUUUUUUUCCUUAUGGAUUUUUAUUUUCAUUGCUGUCUUGUAAUAAAAGGAUAUUACCACUAAUAAGACUUAACAUUUUUAUCACUUCCUAUCAAAUCCAUUCCUAAUUUUUAACUUGCUAACCAAGAAAAAAAACUAAGCGGCUGUUGGUGGCAGUUGAUGAAUACUUCCCUUGUGUACAUUGUGCAAUACUCAUAUGACAUAUUUCGUUACCUUUGCUAGGGGACUGUUUCUAAAUCAGCGCUCUGCGUGUUUACUCAGUCAAAUCUAAUGCUGAAGUAUUUUUAUGUUGUUUUUUUUCCUCUUUCUCAAGACUACACAAAAUUUGAAGCAUAAACUCCUUUAUAUGCCACCAUAUCUCUUGUAAUGAGAUUAGAAAAGAGUUAAAGUUACACAAUUGGAGCACUGUACAUUUUUUGUUUAUGUUGCAACCAGUUAACAUACAAGUACUUUUUCUACAAUGAUAAGACUUAAUCAGUGCACUGUGUCUAGAUUGAUAGAAUUCUCACAAGAUAAAAAUGUAUUUUACUGAAUAAUAGCAUUGUCUUUUUGUUUUUAAUUUCCUUAUAGAAACUUUGAACCAUGUACAUUUCUACUGCAUAUUAUUGAUGUAAUUCCCCGUGUACAUUGUGGCUAUGACUACACCUUGACUUAUCAAUGUUCUGUGUAUUACAUGCAUUUAUAUAACAUAGUUAUUAAAUGAUUUCAUCAUACCUGCCUGAGGUUGUCUAUCAAUAAACUGAAAUAAGCUGUUCUACAAGUUACAAGCCUGCUUUGACUACCACAGGCUGGUUUAGAAAUUAGAUAGUGCGCUUGUUCUUGGGGAUUACUUAACCAGCAAAUGGAAAAGUAUUUGAAAAAGUCGCAUAUUAAAGAUACUGAGUAUUAAUGUGUUAAAAUGGAAAGAAGAAAAGAAGGAUUGUUAGUGAAUUAUGAACAGAGAUGUGGAGGUUAUCGAGACAGUCUCAGAGGUGCUCCUCAAGGGCUCUGUGCUACUGCUAGUGUUGCUGUCACUUGAUAUUUUAACUUGGAAGUGUAUCAAAGACGCCCCUUACCCUACACAACAUGUUUUCUACACCUUUUUGCAUGUGCAAUCUGUGGUAUCUGAUCAUUUCAGUAGUUCUGUUACAUCUACUAUCUAUAAUGUCAAAAUUGAUAUAUUAUUAAUAUUAUCGUUAAUAAUCAUUUUCAUCUAAUGAUUUCAACUUUUGUUUCCACCCUCAGAAUAGUUUAAG